AGCCCCGCCCCGUGGUAGCGGCGGCCGUUGCCAGGGCACCUGUGGCCCAGGGCAAACGGCCCUCGGCUGGCCGAGGGCUCGGGAAGCUUCGCUCCUACCUCUCGGGUUCCUCGGGCAGGGCCAACUAUGGUUUCUGGAGGAGGGAGGGGCUAACCUGAGGAGGGAGGAAGGGAAGGCAGGCCUAGUUGCCCAAGGGAUGAAGGCUGUUCGGUCGGGGUCGGUGAGGGGCUCGUCCCCUCGCCUUAGGUCCCUAUACAAGCGCUCCUCCAAGGAGCGGUCGGAGGCCCAGUCCAGUCCCCGGGCCAAUGGGCGCCACAAAAGCAGAACUGACCAGCGCUCCACGCUACAGCGCUCCACGCUACUCUUCUACUGGAGGAAGCAGAAGAGUGAGACCAGCAGCAAGUGUUCGCUCGCAGAAGAUGGGAAGCCUGAGACUGACUUAGAGAAUACCGAGACGGGGGCGGGGCCUCGCCCCGAAGUUGGGGCGGUCUCAAAGGCGGGACUGGGGCUGAAGCUAGGGUUGGGGCUGGCCUGGAAGCUGAGAGAGGCCGCCUAUCCCAGCAUGCCCUGGGCAUCGAAGAUGGCGGCGCCCGGUGAAGGCCGGCGCUUUUCUCCGGCUAGCUUCUUUUCCUUCCUGCCGGGUGGCGCGCGGCCCCAAGAAACCAAAGAGCAGGUGGCGUCGGAGACAGCUGGGGCCGACGGGGAUGCCACCGUGCGAAAGCGGCCCUGCCGGGCCUGCGUCGACUUCAAGACGUGGAUGAAGACGCAGAAGGCGCUGAAGACCUCGGAAAGCGAUACCCAGUUGGAAAACAAGUUGCCAGCUGAUUGCCCCCUGGAUCGGGAGGAGCUGGGGCGAAACAGUUGGGCUUUCUUACAUACAAUGGCUGCAUAUUAUCCUGACUGCCCUACCUUAGACCAGCAGGAAGAAAUGGCCCAGUUUAUACAUCUGUUUUCCAAGUUUUUCCCAUGUGAUGAGUGUGCUGAAGAUAUAAGGAGAAGGUUGAUCAGAAACCAGCCAGACACCAGCAGUCGGAACAGGUUUACCCAGUGGCUCUGCCGCCUACACAACGAGGUGAACUUGAAGCUAGGGAAGCCUGCGUUUGACUGUGCUCGUGUGGAUGAGCGAUGGCGGGAUGGCUGGAAGGACGGCUCUUGUGAUUAGAGUGGCAGGCCCCCAGGGGGAGGAAAGCAUCCACCAGACUGUAUAACAUCCUCCCUCAGGGCGAGAUUAUUAAAGGGCAAUGCAGUGAGUGUUCUUGUCAGUGCCUUGGCUGACAAAGUCUGUGAGCUUCAUUGGCUGACAGAUUUCUGAAGAACCUCAUUUCCCAAAUUACUUCUUCCUUUUUGGUUCAGGAAUGAACCAAUCCUUUGUUUCCUCCUCUCCUGAGUCUAGUCUUUUGCCCAAGGGCCUAUUGGGGUUUGUGAUAAUUUCUAAUAGGCAAAACUUCUUCCCUCAAGGCCCAGCCUUCACCUGUUCCCAUCCCCUGACACCUCCAAUAGGGACCACCACAGGUAUCUGUGGCCUUUUUCUGCCCCUUCAUCUCCUAUCCAUGUCUACCACAGAGCCUGGGAAUCUCUGAGUUGGGGUGAGUAUGGCUGGCCAGGAACCUUGUCAAAGCCCUCUGCUGCCAGCCUCCGUAAGUGAACUCCCUGGUUGAAGUUACACAGCCUUCCUCGGUCUCCAGUGUACCCACAACACAAGAUGAUCUAUGGAGGAGCAUGGAGGCCAGCCUGAGAUACAGCCCUGUGGUGGUUUGCUUUUUUGGAGAGAAGCCUCAGGCAACAACAUCUCCAUUUUGUGGUGUUUUUUUUGGUUGUUUUUUUUUUUCUUAAACCAUUUCACUUUCAUGUCACAAUUGUCCUAUGUGGUUCUCAUUGCCUACGGAGAACCUGGCUGUCAUGAAACCAAACAUGAUUUAUUUUCUGUAAUGUGAUUACAGUCUUUGUGGUUUGUAUGGGGUGGUGGGUCCCAGGCUCACUCCAGAUGUGCCCUCAAGGGCUCUGUCCGUGUCCUGGAGUCAAGAAUAAAAUCAAAGGUUGCUCUGA
Messenger RNA from Monodelphis domestica (gray short-tailed opossum), 2046 nucleotides. It is a transcript of the gene GFER, whose product is annotated as growth factor, augmenter of liver regeneration. Gene Ontology annotation, molecular function: flavin adenine dinucleotide binding; flavin-dependent sulfhydryl oxidase activity. Gene Ontology annotation, cellular component: mitochondrion. The record is from RefSeq and is a predicted model, not a curated record. Lineage: Eukaryota; Metazoa; Chordata; Mammalia; Didelphimorphia; Didelphidae. Gene Ontology annotation, biological process: liver development.